AUUCAUUUGCGUGAACUUGUCUUGGGAACACGAUGAAGACAUCGAUUAUUGCCUCGUUCAGUUUGUUAUUAUUCUGUGCAUUUUCUAGAACCAGUCAAGGUAAAUGAUCUUUUGUGCUACUUUGCUUGCUUGAAAGAAGUUGCUGUAGUUUUACCGCGUUUGUUUUGAUUCUAGCGUGAAUUACUUCUGACAUGAAUACACAAAUUAUGUAAUAUUACACUUGGUUACCUUGCGUGAGCUACAAACGUUAAUCGAACUUCACGUUUUCAUUGGUUCUUCUCUGAUUAAGGGAGAAGUAUUUCCCCGAUUCGUUAUUCGUGUGCUAAACGAACUUUUCCCUUUUUCUAACGAAUUUUUCCGACCAAAUUUUCGCACAGAAUUUGUUCGCGUCCGUUUUGGUACGAUGGUCACGCGUGCACGUGUUUGGUUUUUUACUGACAGUUGAGCACUCUUUAUUUUUUUGUUUCUUACAUGUCAAGCGCUAAUCAAAUAGCUAUCUGUCGCAUUCAUUUCGGCCGGAGCUCCUUAUAGUUUGCAAGUUAGCUAGCUUGCCAAUGAAUCGUUACUAAACAAAUUACUCCUUGCUCUCUAACAGUUGAUUAUCUCUUGCAUCACUCUCACCGGAAACAGAGGGCUUUUUGAAUAUAUGCACCUCGUCAACGCUACCGGUUUGGUAUUCGAGAUCCCACCGUUUGUGCGAAAUUUCCUGUGUUUAUUUCAGAAGGUGGACCCACCCGGUGAUCACGAUCUCAAUUUCGAUGAGUUGUCGACCGGGCGGAAAUUUUUGUGGACUCUUUACGGGGUAAUCAGAAUUGUAACUACGCCCAAAGGGGAAUUCGAGCCGACAUUUUUCAUAUGCACAGUUUCAGGGACGAAGUAUGUCAAGGGGUCAAAGUAAGUCCUGCUAACAGAGCCUGCAAGAAACCUGGCUCGUAUGAUCAGGCUAACUUGAUGGCGUGACACAUGACCCUUGUCAACUGCUUUGCAGCGGAAAAUAAUUCUACCCAGGCCGAGAGCUCACUAAGUGACGAUUCGCCCCGUUUGGCAUGUAGUCAAAGUGAAUGAUUUUCGAUUAUGUCUCGCUCCUGUGGACUGAAUUUUGUCUUCGAAACAAGUCUCAGGCACUCACACUCGCAUGGAUAUAAUCUGUAAUCGCAGCGUCCAAAGAGUUGCGUUUUGGAAGCAGUUUAUAAAAUGACCUACCUCAGCGACUCGGCACCCGAUGUGUAUUUGACGCUGCUUUUAAAACAAAAAAUGUUGAACAUAUCUGUUAAAAAUACUAAAUAAAGGACAAGAUCAAGAAUCAAUUUCUCUUGGACUAAAAACAUAAUGAAAUGCAAUAUAUUUUUUAUAUUGCAGCCCAUUUACGAGAACGGAGGGAAGCUGCUCCUGAGGUAAGCUGAUUCAGCGAAACUCGUGGAAGGCUUCCAUUCCUUAUAAUAAUUCAGCGGUUAAUAAUUCUUAAAGAGCUGUUUAACUUUUUUUUUUGAAGAUUUAAAACUUCCUGCAUCACUCGUUGCGAACGCUCCCUCCUCUCUUUCGUUAUCCCGCCCCCCCUCCCACCCCACCAAUGGAUUCCGUGGUCGCUUUCGUUAGAUACUCACGGACUAAAUGUUUACCAAUGGUUUAAAAUUUAUUAUUGCUAUAUUUUAUCAUGAAAAGCUGAGGCUCUCAUCUCUUGCUUCGUGGUUUCUUUGAGGGAAAGUGGGUAAAGCUGAAUAAGUAUUUUCGCUUUGUUUAAAAACUGAUGCGUGAGUAAAUUCAAGAUGAAUAAAUUCCGUCCUCAUGAAACACGCGUUUUUUUUUUUUUUUUGGAGCGUGAUGGUCAAUCUUAGAGUAUAAUACAAGAUGAAUAAAUUCCUCCUUAUCAAAGCACUUUUUAUGUAUUUAUUUUUUCCUGAUAGUCAAUCUUAGCGCUUUCCUUAGAUUGGCCCAUUUCUUGCAGAUCACAGUGACCUUAAAGCUCGACUGGAAUGUCACCGCACUUGGUAAACCGAUUCCACCUAGUUACACAACAAUGGUCCCCAACGGAACUGUUGUGAUGGACAUCAUGAACAAAGCAGCAGCCGAAGAUAAGGAGGGCCCCUUCAACCUUUACGAGAGCACUUACUAUGCCGGGCUGGGGUAUCUGAUCACCACCAUAAAUGGAACGGGACACAGUCAGAACACCAAUUCGUACUGGUACAAAUAUGAUGAAGAAAAUGUGUCUAUUCCAUGUGGAGGGGACUCUUAUGUGCCUCAUAACGGGUCCACGAUUCUAUUCCGGUUUACAGCAGACCCUUACCCGAAUAAUAAUAAAAGUGCGAAUGGAUAUUGUGUUUCUCACUCCACCCCUAGUCAGGUUUGUUCGCUGUACUUUAGCCAAGGUUGUUUCUUUUGAACACGAGUCUAGAAAGUCAAUUGAGUGCGUGUAAAGCAAAACUUGCUAGUGAACUUUCCUGAAAAAAGAGAAGAAGAAUACAAGCCUGCUUUAGCUUGCGAGCAGGUUUUUAAUGUUCAUUAGCGCCUGGGCACGAGUGUUUCUUCGCUCGCGGGAAGGAAUGAGAACUUGACCGUCGCGGGCCUGCGCGAGGUAUGCAAGGGGUCUGGCACUAAUUAGUGCCAGUUCCACGAUAAUCCUCGCGCCAAUUCGUCUCAAAACUUCCUGCGAGCGGAGAAACGGACGCAAUGCAGCGCUAAAAAUGAGGGCCCGCUCUUGGGCUGGAUAACUCGUUUGGUUUGCUUUUUCUUUGCUGAUAAACAGUCCAAACCAUCGAUUUGAUUGUUUCGCAACACUUUCGCAUUAAGAAAGUAGAGGCCUUGACCUUAUGCAGUAGACUCGGGUUUAGCCGCUCACGUCCAUUCUCUUCCCAAGAGUCCUCGUUCCUCGUUUCUUUAGGUCACGUGCUCGAAGAAAUUCGUGACGGUAAGUAAGACCGAGUGGCUCUGGGGACGAGAAUGGCUCUUGUCCCAUUAUUUUAAAGGAGGCUCGUACAUAUUCAUAUAGUGUUGAAAGUAUAGAGGUUCUCCCUUGGAAAGUGCGCUCGAACAAUUUUUUUUAUUCUCUCGUUUCGAUGCUUCAAAAAACCCCUCGUUCGUUUUUUGAUGCAUCGCAACGCAACUAGUGAAUGGAAAUUAUUCCAGCACUUACCAUGAUAUGAUGUCUUUAUGUUAUACAAACUGAGAUUGUUUCUUACUAACCGAAACCAAUCAAAGAUUGGAAGCGAACGACUAUGAAAGCACAUCUUUCUUCCAAUCAGAGACACCAACGAUGUUACUUCACAGUGUAAAUCUCAGUAGGUGUGAAAUAAUUUCAGUUCUUCUACGGUCAGAUCAAAGUGUGAACUAGUUCCUAUAACGAACGUACCUGUUCGCUGACUAGGCAUGCAUAAGACACAAAUAUGAAGUAGGAAGAUGGUCUUCCUUUCUAGUUGGUAAAAUUUGCUACGACUGAUGAGGGACACGCUCAUGGAAAGGUUUUUUUUAUUACCUUACGGGAUUUUCUGGACAAAAUGGUUACUAUUUUCAGCAGCAACAGCAAUAGAUUUACGCUAACAAACAUUUUGUUUCCUGCUAAUCAGGAGCCUCCCUCUGCGAUCACAGUUACCAUUGGAAUGGAAUGGAAUACGGAUGUUGUUAAAAAGUCAAUCCCUGCUCUGUACACCACCAAAGUCGCCAGUAACACCAAUCUUAAAGAAAUCAUCAACAAAGCUGCAGAUAAAAAUACCAAGGGCCCUUUUAAUAAGUAUUCAACCACAUACUAUGGCGGACAGGGACAUUUUAUCACUGCCAUGAACGGUACUAAAGAGGUAUGUGAUCAGUGGCCAUUAACUCCUGUUUUACGUAACCUAGAUUUACGGAUUUCACUAUUUUUCGCUUCAAGAUGUUUUUUCAUUUAUGAAGCAAAUUCGGAACCCAAGUUGAUCGCUGCAAACGCUGCCUGAAAUAAAAAGGGUCCUUUCAAUAAAUAUACACCCACCUAUUAUGGAGGACAAGGGCAUUUUAUCACUUCCAUGAACGGACUUAAAUCCUUCUGCUUCCAUGUUUGUAGCCUGCCCCAGGCCGCUAAUUUGUGGAGACGAAUGAGAAAGCCGGGAAAGUGAUAGAAAGAUUAUGGGGGACUAAGGAGAGGCAGGCCUCCCUAAAAUCUCUCCAGUCUUCCCUCGUCUGCUCAUUCGUUUGCGUCCACUGAGCGAGGAAGCCCGGCUCAGGCUGCCAUACUCGUAGCAGAUUUUUCAUAAUUUUCCAUCAUAACUAGGAAAUAGUUCUGUAAAAUUUGUCACCAAGCACCCCCUCUUCCACGUCCAGAAGUUCAAGUUUCUGACGAGCCUUCUUCCCCCUUCCAAACCCCCUCCCCCCUCCCAAACUAAAACUCCAAAAUUAAAAAAAAAAACUAAAAAAGCUGAGAAAACAGAAAGAUAAAAAUGAUAUGGUAGAAUUUCAGUGCAAAUGAAACAACUUAUUUUUGAAAGGGCUAUAGAAUAUUUCGUUACUUGACCAAUGGAAUGCGAGCUGCAUACGGUUUGAAGUCUCGCGUCGUGGCCUUCAUUGCGUUUUCAGGAGGCCUUCCUCCUUCCGCCCUCGAUGAAUCCCUUUUAAAGAAGCCGUGGAAGAUAAUAAGCUCUGGGUGGGGUGGGGAGGGGGCGUUGUUAAAACUUAACUUAACAUCCCUUAAACCCCAUUGGUCAAUUUUUUUUUCUAGGCUUAUUCUGAUUUCAGCCUGAUUUGUUUUGACCCAGGCUGAAGUUUGUGCGACUGACUCUCUCUAAUUCCCUCUUUUUGGAUUGUUUAGGAUUCCAAGACUGACUCGUAUUGGAUGAUCUACGACAAGAAGGCUAAGAAACUCUUCAAACCCUUUGUAGAUCAGUAUAAACCACAGGACGGUUCAACUACAAUCCUAAAGCUCAUAACAGGCCAAGAACCGGAUCCUAGCUGCGGUUGCAAUUUUACAGGGAUGGGUCUGGUAGUCCUGUGCCUCCUGAUAAGUGUGGAGACCUUGUGGUUUUGUUAA
This is a messenger RNA of Pocillopora meandrina, 4990 nucleotides long. The record is from the annotation of a GenBank genome assembly. NCBI's taxonomy places the organism in Eukaryota, Metazoa, Cnidaria, Anthozoa, Scleractinia, Pocilloporidae.